AUGGAGGUAAAUUGUUUAACACUAAAAGACCUGAUCAACCCCAGGCAGUCCAGACUAGAUUUUGCAAUUGAAGAUGGGGAAAAUGCGCAAAAGGAAAAUAUAUUUGUUGAACGCUCAAGGAUGGCCCCGAAGACUCCAAUAAAAAAUGAACCAAUUGAUUUAUCAAAGCAAAAAAUCUUCACUCCAGAAAGAAAUCCCAUUACUCCAGUUAAGCUUGUUGACAGACAGCAGGCAGAACCAUGGACCCCCACAGCUAACCUGAAGAUGCUCAUUAGCGCCGCCAGCCCGGACAUAAGAGACCGGGAGAAGAAAAAGGGACUGUUCAGACCCAUUGAAAACAAGGAUGAUGCCUUUACAGACUCUCUGCAGCUUGAUGUGGUUGGGGACAGUGCUGUGGACGAAUUUGAAAAGCAAAGGCCAAGCAGAAAACAGAAAAGUCUAGGACUCCUGUGCCAGAAGUUUCUAGCUCGCUAUCCAAGUUAUCCCUUGUCAACUGAGAAAACAACCAUCUCCCUAGAUGAAGUUGCUGUCAGUCUUGGCGUUGAAAGGAGACGUAUCUAUGACAUUGUAAAUGUGCUGGAAUCGCUGCAUCUGGUCAGCCGGGUGGCCAAGAAUCAAUAUGGCUGGCAUGGCCGGCACAGCCUGCCAAAAACCCUGAGGAGCCUCCAGAGACUGGGAGAGGAGCAGAAAUAUGAAGAACAGAUGGCACAUCUCCAGCAGAAGGAGCUAGAUCUGAUGGAUUAUAAACUUGGAGAACGUAAAAAAGACAGCUAUCCAGAAUCUCAAGAUCCACAGUUACUGGAUUUCUCGGAACCCGACUAUCCCUCUUCAUCUGCAAACAGUAGAAAAGACAAGUCUCUGAGAAUUAUGAGCCAGAAGUUUGUCAUGCUGUUCCUCGUCUCCAAAACCAAGAUUGUUACUCUUGAUGUGGCUGCCAAAAUACUGAUAGAAGAAAGCCAGGAUACCCCGGACCAUAGUAAAUUUAAAACAAAGGUACGACGCCUCUAUGACAUAGCCAAUGUUCUGACCAGCUUGGCUCUAAUAAAGAAAGUGCAUGUAACAGAAGAGAGAGGCCGUAAACCAGCCUUCAAAUGGAUCGGGCCUGUGGACUUCAGUUCCAGUGAUGAAGAACUAGUGGAUGUUUCUGCAUCUGUCUUACCAGAAUUGAAAAGGGAAACAUAUGGCCAGAUUCAAGUCUGUGCAAAACAGAGGCUGGCUCGACAUGGUUCUUUCAGCACAGUUCAGGCUUCUGAGAGGAUCCAGAGGAAAGUGAACUCAGAACCCAGCAGCCCUUAUAAAGAAGAACAAGGAUCAAGUGGCUACUCCUUCGAAAUUGGAAGUCUGGCAGCUGUUUACCAACAGAAGAUAGAAGACAGUUCACAGAGGAAAGCCUUUGCCAGUAAGAGAGCGAUGCCGCCGUCAAGCAGCCUGGACCCUGCUGCUCCUUUCCCUGGCCUGUCUGUUGACUCAGAAUAUUGUGCUACUCCUUUAGCACACCAAGUCUUUUCUGCGGCCCAAACGGACCUGCAUGCCUUCCCCGUGCAGAACAGUCUGACUGGACAAGUGGGUGCCUCACCAGCUUCUGCAGCCUCGGAUGUGGAGAGCCUGAAACCAGCCCUGCUGGCCAGCCAGCCCGUGGUGUACGUGCCCUCCACCUCACUGUUCAUGCUGUAUGGGAGCCUGCAGGAGGGACCAUCCCCGGGGUCCGAGAGGGACAGCAGAAGCGCGGAAGUCUCAGCAGCAAAGCAGCCGUCCACACCCUCAGUUCCGAAGCGCCUCGGGGAGGAGAGGAAGCCUCAGGAGGAGGAGCCAGCCACUAAAAGACAGAGCAGGGACUACGAAGACAGCCCUCUAGCUCUUGUCAUGCCCAAGAAACCCUCAGAGUCCACAGACCUUGCCUCCCCCAAGACCCUGGGUAACAGCGGCUCAGUGCCCCUCGAAGACAUUCACAGGGAGGCCCAAGUCUCGGCUGCAGAGGAGGCUUCAGGAAAGGCCACGGUCAACUGCUUCAUUUCUUCUGAGUGGGGAAAUCCUUCGAGAGACACAGAGAUAGAAAAGUCUUCAAAAGAAAAUGAAAGCACCAAAGAGCCCUCCUUGCUGCAGUACCUUUAUGUGCAGUCGCCAGCUGGAUUAAAUGGUUUCAAUGUGCUCUUAUCUGGCAGUCAGAACCCCCAUGCCGUGGGACCCCCUUCAGGUCAGCUGCCAUCCCUCAGCAUUCCUUGCAUGGUCUUACCAUCUCCGACGCUGGGCCCUUUCCCCGUUCUCUAUUCUCCCACUAUGCCCAGGCCACUUUCCUCUGCCCCUGGUGCUCUCCCAAAUGCGGGACCUGUGAAUUUUGGCUUGCCUGGCCUUGGAUCAACAGCUCAUCUUCUCAUCGGCCCUGCAAACAUGGUUAAUCCAAAAUCAUCAGCACUCCCCUCCGCAGACCCUCAGCUUCAGGGUGCCCACUCACUUAAUCUGAGUCCAGAGAUGCCAAGAUCACACAACAUCAUCCAGCCUGAAUCCCCUGCGUAUGCGGGGCAUCCUGUCUCCGUAGUAAAAUUACAACAGUCCCCCGUUCCUGGGACCCCCAAGAGCAUCCGAUGCACACAUCGUGAGACAUUUUUCAAGACACCUGGCAGCCUCGGAGACCCCGUCCUUAGGAGAAGAGAAAGGAAUCCGACACGAAACACCAGCUCAGCGCAGAGGAGACUGGAAAUCCCCAGCAGCGAGGCUGACUAA
Messenger RNA from Neomonachus schauinslandi (Hawaiian monk seal), 2721 nucleotides. It is a transcript of the gene E2F7, whose product is annotated as E2F transcription factor 7. The coding region runs from base 1 to 2721 and encodes 906 amino acids. The record is from RefSeq and is a predicted model, not a curated record. Lineage: Eukaryota; Metazoa; Chordata; Mammalia; Carnivora; Phocidae. Gene Ontology annotation, molecular function: RNA polymerase II cis-regulatory region sequence-specific DNA binding; DNA-binding transcription factor activity, RNA polymerase II-specific. The transcript is spliced from 12 exons. Gene Ontology annotation, biological process: regulation of transcription by RNA polymerase II. Gene Ontology annotation, cellular component: RNA polymerase II transcription regulator complex.